This is a messenger RNA of Angiostrongylus costaricensis, 1095 nucleotides long. Lineage: Eukaryota; Metazoa; Nematoda; Chromadorea; Rhabditida; Metastrongylidae. The record is from the annotation of a GenBank genome assembly.
AUGCAAGCAGAGAAUAGUUCGAACCCACCGUUGAAGAACGGAAAUUGUGGUGACAAUGCUGUAGGAUUAAGUAAAGACGAGGUGGAUGUCUAUGAUCGCCAGAUACGACUAUGGGGAAUAGAGGCACAGAGGAAGUUGCAUUCUGCCAGUGCACUAGUGUGCGGGUUAUCUGGGGUAGGCGCAGAGGUUACCAAGAAUCUUAUGCUCACUGGGCUUCGCUCACUCACUUUGAUGGACGAUAAAUGCGUUACAAAAAAUGAUCUAGCAGCCAAUUUCUUGCUAAGUAUUGACUCUGUUGGCAAGAAUCGGGCGGAAGCGUCUUUGACCAAGGCCCGACGUCUUAACGAAAUGGUGAAGUUAGAGGUCGUAGAGUCUAGUAUCAUAGACGUCAGCCCAGAUUUUCUUUCGCAAUUCAAUAUGGUCGUUUUAUGCGAUCAUCCAUAUGACAUUGUGGUUAUGUGGAAUGAUAUGUGUCGUAGUCUGAAUAUUAGCUUUAUUGCGUGCAGCGUGUUUGGCUGGAUGGGGUACUCCUUCUUUGAUUUCAACAACCAUCGUUUUGUUAGUGCUGUUAUAAAAAAAGAGAGAGUAGAUUGGGUAGGCGAAGGUGAUGGUGGCACUUCGGCUUCCGAGACAGUUGUAGAUGUUGAUGCAGAGCACAAUCAGUUAGAGGAACUGGUGAUGCAAUAUCCACGUUUCGAAGAGGCUUUUAAUGUUGACUGGUCAAGGAAGCAUCUUAUUCGCAAAAGCAAACGACUGAUCCCUAGUAGUUAUUUUCCGCUCAAAGCAAUGCUUCGUGCACAGAAGGAGAAGAUAUUGACGGAGAACGAGGACGUGGAUGUGAAUAUCCUCACCAAAUUGUGGUGUGAAGAGGUGUUGCUGGGUAAUCACGAUGUUGAUAAACAGUCAGUGAAACCCGAAGAAUUUGAUUACUUCUUCGGACCUCAAAACUCACCAGUCUGCUCGAUAGUUGGUGGUUUUGUUGGUCAGGAAGCGGUUAAGGCUUUAUCAGAAGGUGGACGUCCUCUGAAAAAUAUAUUUAUUUAUUCUGCACUCGAUACCACUGGCGUUGUAUGCGAUUUCCCGCCGUCAGACUAG